Messenger RNA from Pecten maximus, 1143 nucleotides. RefSeq names its product DNA repair protein RAD51 homolog 4-like. Gene Ontology annotation, molecular function: ATP binding; four-way junction DNA binding; single-stranded DNA binding. Gene Ontology annotation, biological process: double-strand break repair via homologous recombination; DNA strand invasion; telomere maintenance. The record is from RefSeq and is a predicted model, not a curated record. NCBI's taxonomy places the organism in Eukaryota, Metazoa, Mollusca, Bivalvia, Pectinida, Pectinidae. The transcript has 9 exons. Bases 68 to 1015 code for a protein of 315 amino acids. Gene Ontology annotation, cellular component: Rad51B-Rad51C-Rad51D-XRCC2 complex; replication fork; centrosome.
UUGAAGGGAGGCUACUCUAACCUAUGUUUAUGUUUUUUCUUCGCGGGAGUAUUUCGAAACGUGCCCAAUGUCUGCGAUACGAAUUGGAAUGUAUCCAUUGCUAACCGAAUCAGUUCAUGGUCGACUUCGAGAAGCUGGUAUCAAGACGGUUUCUGAUUUAAUUGUAGCGGACAUCGAGACAUUAUCUCAGAGUACAGAAAUACCGUACAAGGAGCUGCUGGCAUUGCGUAGAGUAUUGUUGGCCCAGAAUGCAUCUUUUCCAGUCAGUGGCAAAGAUAUGUAUGAAACCGCCAUGACAUCCAUUUCCAUUCUGACCACGGGCUGUAACAGAGUUGAUAACUUGUUAGAUGGAGGACUAUAUACCGGGGAAGUGACAGAAAUAGCUGGGGAAAUCGCAGCAGGUAAAACACAGUUCUGUAUGACCUGUGCAAGUACAGUGAUUUGUAGAGCAAAACAGAAUGUUUACUAUAUCGACACGUGUGGAGCUCUGUCUGUUGAACGAGUGCUGCAGAUAGCAGAGCAUUCAGGACAGGAAAUACAGGAAUCUACAUUCCAGAGAAUGAGGUGUCAUCAAGCAUUUGACAUCUUCUCCUUGCUGUCAGAACUGGAAAACCUUAGAUGUCAAAUUUUACAACAGACUGAUGGUUUCUAUAGCAACAUGAAGCUACUGGUGGUUGACAACUUAGCAUCAGUCAUUUACCCUGUGUUGGGAGGUCAGCAAAUGGAUGGACAUGGAUUGAUGGUGACGUUGUCCAGAAAGCUAAAACAACUGGCAGUAGACUGUUCUAUAGCUGUCCUGAUCACCAACAAUGUGGUUGGAGGGGACUGGGAUAGGACCAGGUCAGCCGCCCUUGGUAAAACCUGGUCACAUGUCCCACAUACACGAAUCAUCAUCACGACUAACAAUGGACAACGGCAAAUCUCAUUGGUCAAAAGUUCAAAAAUGAAAACGAACUCCAGUGUAAGCUGUGUGAUAACAGAAGCAGGGGUGUGUAACAGUGCAGAUCCUAGUUGAUGACACCAGUCAACACCACAUCAUAGUCUGAACAGAUCAUGGCCACAUAUGUCAUCUCAACCAAGGAUCAACAGAGUACAUGCUGUCCUAGAUCAACAGAGGGUGUUAUCCUGGAUCAACAGAGUAUG